GCAGAUUCGAGUCGGAAUGUAAACAGUGAAGCACACCUUCAACAUGUCAAGCUGAGGAUGUUUUGUCGGUCAAAAUAAGAUUUAAAUUAACACAAACAAACGCCAGGCGCAGUCAUAACUAGAUGAACAGCAGCCAUGAAACUGUACCACGCGCUCCGUAAUGUCAGCAAGUUCAGGACUGUUUUUGACUUUGGAGGACGUGAAGUGGCUCAUUGGUUCCCAGGACACAUGGCUAAAGGACUGAAGCAGAUGAGAGCCAACCUCAAGAAUGUCGACUGCAUCAUAGAGAUCCAUGAUGCCAGAAUCCCCUUCUCUGGAAAAAACCCUGUGUUUCAGGAGACUCUGGAUGUCAGACCCCACCUGCUAAUUCUAAACAAGAUGGACCUUGCCGAUCUGUCCAACAAGCAGAGAAUCCUGAAGAAGCUACAAAAAAACGGGGUGAGGAAUGUUCUUUUCACAGACUCUCUAAAACAGAGAGAUGACAACAUCAAAAAGUUGGUGCCAAAGGUGGUGGAAAUUAUUGAGAGCAAACCACGCUUUAACAGAGAUGAGGAUACAAAUUAUUGCCUGAUGGUGAUUGGCGUGCCCAACGUGGGGAAGUCAUCUCUUAUUAACUCCCUUAGAAGAACAAACUUGAAAAAAGGUCGUGCAUCUCGAGUAGGUGGGGAGCCAGGUAUAACGAAAGCGGUCCUGACUAAAAUUCAGGUUUGUGAACGACCCAUAAUGCACCUGUUGGACACACCGGGAGUCUUACCUCCUAAGAUUGAGAGUGUUGAAACAGGCAUGAAGCUGGCUUUGUGUGGAACUAUUCUGGACCAUUUAGUGGGUGAAGACAUUAUCGCUGACUACUUACUCUAUUCUUUGAACAGGCUAGGGAAGUUCAGUUAUGUUGAAAAAUACGACCUCCAAGAGCCAAGUGAUGACAUCCAGCAUGUCCUCAAACGCAUUGCUGUAAGACUUGGAAAGACACAACGGGUCAAAGCCAUUACUGGAGUGGGAAAUAUCACCAUCACUGUCCCAAACUACACAGCAGCAGCUUACGAUUUCAUAAGAACCUUCAGGAAAGGAGAGCUGGGACAAGUAAUGCUGGAUUGACCUCGGACAUUGUACUGAAGACAACCAGAGACUGUUUCUGGAUCCUUUGCAAAUAAAAUGAUUCAGCUUGAUUUAAAGUACGACAUUUUGUCUCAGCUUUGCUCGUAGAAUACACGCAGACAUCUGAAAUGGUGUAAACAGGAUAUUUAUUAGCAUAAAGACAGUGAUGACAAAUAUUUUAUUUAUAAGUGUAGCAUGUGAUAUGAGUGCACCUAUUGAUAUGGAACAGUAUGUUGCUCCUGAGUGUCUACUGAAGGUAAAAAGCUCCUCUGGAAUGAUGGACAGACCAUCGGAGACAUGAUUAACAGUGAGAGCAGCAGUUUGUUUCCUGGCGUCACUCCCAGCAAAGACGUGGUUCAUACACAGGUCUGCUAAUUCAUUUUCUAAAUUCUGUAUAAAAGGGUAUACAUUGCACAGACAUUUGAGAUGGUUGUGGAAAUACAGUUAAACUUUCUCAAUGGACAAUACUAUCAUCUGCCUUGUCUUAUGGUUUGUGAUAUUGGGCUCUAUAAAUUAAAUUUACUUGACUACCUCUAUAAAUAGAUCUUUUCUGUAAAUCCAGUCUUGAAAUCAAGUUUUGCAGAAGGAAGGGAGAGUUUACAAAUUGCAAUUUCCUUUUUUUUUUCAACUUCAUUAAAAAAUAAUUAGAAUAAUGCGAGUGCCACCUUGCUGCUUUAUGGAAUGACUUCAGUGUUACAGAAACUGCAGCAAGUCAAGGCUUUAUAUUUAGACCCAAAUCUGCUAAUACAUACACAUGGUUUUCCUCCAGUAUUACUGAGCAGUGAUGCUGGUCAUUCACUUUUUUGUGUG
This is a messenger RNA of Anoplopoma fimbria (sablefish), 1905 nucleotides long. RefSeq names its product mitochondrial ribosome-associated GTPase 1 (gene mtg1). The record is from RefSeq and is a predicted model, not a curated record. Lineage: Eukaryota; Metazoa; Chordata; Actinopteri; Perciformes; Anoplopomatidae. Gene Ontology annotation, cellular component: mitochondrion. The transcript has 11 exons. Gene Ontology annotation, molecular function: GTP binding; GTPase activity. The coding region runs from base 136 to 1095 and encodes 319 amino acids.